Meleagris gallopavo (turkey) is the source of this 1985-nucleotide messenger RNA. NCBI's taxonomy places the organism in Eukaryota, Metazoa, Chordata, Aves, Galliformes, Phasianidae. The record is from RefSeq and is a predicted model, not a curated record.
CAGGAGCGCAGCGGGGAGCCGUGGGUGCCUGACAUGCUCAGCUCGGAGGAUGAGGAGCCCACACGGCCGCUGCUGUGGGUUUGGGUCCGGAGGAGGAGGAGGUGGAGGAGCUGCCCCAACACCGGGACGUCCUCUGGGUCCUCCUGCUCAGGUAUGGGAGCACAUAAGUGGGGGAUGGGUGUAAUGGGGGAAAGUGGGUGUGGGAACCCACGAGGACCCAUAUGGGGAUGUGUCCACGUCCUACCAGAGCCCCAUCCCCAUCCAUUCCCCACAGUUCCCAUCCCUUUUCCAUGAUUCCUUUCCCCUUCCCACAGUUCCCAUCCCUUCACCUCUUCUUCUCUUCCCCUAUCCAUGAUUCCCAUCCCCUUUUUAUCCUCCUCAUCACUUCCUCACAAUUUCCACCCCUUUGUCCUUCAUUUCCAUCCACUUCUCCAAAAUUCCCAUUCUGUCCCCAUCGUUCCCAUCCCAUCUCUGUACUUCCCAUCCCUUCAUCCCUCCUUCCCAUCCCCUAUCUGUGGUUCCCAUCCCCUUUCCAUGGUUUCCAUCCCUUUACUCCUCAUUUCCACCCCAUUUCCAUCCUCCCCAUCCAUUUCCCAUGGUCCCCACCCCGUAUCUGCAGUUCCCAUCACCUUUCCAUCCUUCUCACCCCCUCCCUGCAGUUCCCACCUCUCCGCCCCCCGUCCCCACUCCCUAUUCCCACCCUGCUCCCUAUUUCCUCCCUACUUCCUAACAGACGCUGCUGACGACGGAUGGACGACCACAACAACAGAGGGUUCAUCCAUGGAGGAUGACGGUGAUGAUGAUGACGAGGAAGAUGAGGAUGAAGAUGGGACCAACAUCAAACCCCGCAGCACCACAUCGGGACGGAGAAGAACCGGCAUCUCCUGCACCCAGUGCGGGAAAAGCUUCCGCCAUUCCGUGUCACUCCGCCGGCACCGCCGCCUGCACCGCCGCGUGCAGCCAUCCCCGUGCACCCGCUGCGGCCGCGUGCUGAUGUGCAGCUCCGCCCUGGAGGACCACCAGAAGAAGCACUGCCGACCCCAGGCCCGGCACCGCUGCUUCCCCUGCACCGACUGCGGCAAGCAGCUCUCCUCCAAUGCUGCGCUCGUCACCCACCGCCGCAUCCACACUGGGGAGCGACCCUACAGCUGCCCUGACUGCGGGAAGCGCUUCAUGGCCAGCAAGUCGCUGGGCAAGCACCGCAAGAGCCACUCGGAGGAUGGCUUCUUUACCUGCCCUGACUGUGGCAAGAAGCUGACGUCCAAAGCCACGCUGCUCACCCACCGCCGCAUCCACAGCGGGGAGCGGCCCUACGAGUGCCCCGACUGCGGGAAGCGCUUCAUGGCCAACAAAUCGCUCAGCAAGCACCGCAAGAGCCACGUGCUGCCAAGCAGCAAUGCCAGCAGUGCUGCAAACACAGCCUACGUGGCACAGCUCCAGAUGCACCGCAACCACGCACCAGAACCGUGUGCUGAAUACAGGCAGAGCUCAGCCCGCAGUGCAACACCUGCACGGCAGCACCGGCAGCACAAGGAUGUGAUGCCCCAUCACUGCCUGCAGUGCGGAGCUGCCUUCCGGCUGCAUUCGGCACUGCUGCUUCACCAGAAGAGCCACGCGGUGCCGCGGCCGCACGCCUGCAGCGACUGCGGGAAGGCGUUCCGUGAAGCAGCCACUCUGCGCCGGCACCGCCGUAUCCACACUGGAGAGAAGCCGUACAGCUGCCAAUACUGUGGGAAGAGCUUCCGUGCCAGCUCCACGCUCAUCAUCCACCAGCGCAUCCACACCGGCGAGAAGCCGUACCCAUGUGGCAGCUGCACCAAGCGCUUUGUCUCCAGCUCGUCGCUCAUGAAGCACCGCCGCACUCACCAGCGCCAGGCACCGUGAUGGGGUCGGUUGGUUCCCCCUCCCCACGGGGCUCUGAGGGGCUCACAGCCUCCUCUCCACAGAGCUCUGCCAUGUCCAUGUUGCUGGCCCACAAUUUUAUG